Pecten maximus is the source of this 3680-nucleotide messenger RNA. RefSeq names its product protein jagged-1a-like. The record is from RefSeq and is a predicted model, not a curated record. Lineage: Eukaryota; Metazoa; Mollusca; Bivalvia; Pectinida; Pectinidae. The transcript is spliced from 12 exons. Gene Ontology annotation, molecular function: protein binding; peptidase inhibitor activity. Bases 92 to 2290 code for a protein of 732 amino acids. Gene Ontology annotation, cellular component: extracellular region.
UGAUAUACACGCAUAUAUGUCUAUACAUUGUUAAAGGGAGGCUUUGUGGACAGCUUGUCGGUACGACUGUACCAUUCGUCCUCGGGCAAAUAUGGUUGGCGGGAAGUACCUGCUACUGAUGCUGGUAAUGGCAGCAAUACUCUCGAUAUCAACAGGACACAGAAAUAGUGAUAGCGAAAACACUGACGACAGUGAUGAGGACGACAGGAGUGAUGACCGUGGCGAUGACGAUGGCGAUGACGAUGGCGAUGACGAUAGCGGAGAAGAUGACAGCGAUGAAGACAAGAGUACGUGCCCAGGCGAAACGAAAAAUCACGUGUGCUGCAACUACGUGGAUCACGUGAUCCCAGUGUCACGGUGGAAAGAACACCCGUGUAACGGAUCAGAGGAUUACAGAAGUGAAAGGCCAUAUGGUGGGGAACCCGUAUGCUACAAGCAGAGAGUAUAUUACGUGACAAUUCAAGUUUAUUUCAAGGUCUGCUGUGAAGGAUGGGUGAAGGACGAAUACGGCCGCUGUACAGUUCCUGCAGCUCCCGAGAUACAGUGUGAAAAUGGCGGCACUCCAGACCCUGAUGGCAAUGCCUAUUGCCUAUGUACCAGUGACUUCACGGGAAGACAAUGCGAGACAGCUGUGUGUACACCUCGGUGUGACAAUGGUGGGGAGUGUAUCGCCGAGAACGGCCACUCAUCAUGUCUCUGUACAGAAGGGUUCACCGGUACUCGGUGUGACCAACCUGUGUGUCCCGAAAGGUGUCAGAAUGGAGGGUCGUGUGUAUCACAAGGAUACUAUGCUGCAUGUGAAUGUCCCCAUGGAUUCUCAGGCGCAGCGUGUGAACACAAGGUGCGACCAGGCACAUGCCCGUCCAUCCGGGACAUUGGGGAUCCACGUGAUUCGCAAUCCAGGUGUGUUUUUGAUGACAAUUGUCCUGAUAGCGACAAAUGCUGCCCCUCACAGUAUGGGAAAUUCUGUGUGACUCCGGGUACGCCCACAUGUCUGUACAAUGGCAAGCACUACAAGGAGGGUGAGGAAUUCAGUCGAAGUUCUUGUGAGAAAUGCACGUGCAUCCGGCCGUCCAUCCUCCAUCACACUGAUGAUGAGUUUGCUUGUUACACGAUUGACUGCCCACCAAUAAGCUGUCCAGAUUACACUUACCCCACGGACAUGUGCUGUCCCGUGUGUGCAGGUACCCUUCCACGUGAACCACAGAUAUCAGAUUGUCCAACUCAGGCUGUAGAUGUAGCAGUCCAACCAGAUAGGAACAUCAUCAGCGUCGCUGAAAGGUUUAAGAGUAUCAAGGCCCGUGACCACAAGAUGGAAGUUCUUAAGGUGAAAUUCUCUCAUGCCUACUUGAGUUCGUGUGCCUGUAACUACACCGAACUUGACAUUCAACAUAUAUCUGUCGUGUCAGAACCUGACGCUUAUGGACGAGUGGCCUAUUGCUCCUUUACAGUCAAGGUUGUCGACGUGCAUUCUCCCAAAUUUAGCCGUUGUCCUUCCAUGAUCAGCGCUUUCACAGACCAGAAGAUAUUGUGGCGAGCUCCUUCAGCCUCCGACAACGUCGGAGUCCGCGAAAUAAAUCUGAGAAGUAAAUACGCCAACAACACCAUGUUUCCGGAGGGAAAGCAUUACGUAGAAUAUUUCGCCAAAGACUUCCACGAGAAUGUCGCCGUUUGUCGUAUCCCCGUCUCGGUCUACCACAGAGACACUACCGAUCCUUCACUACCCAUCGGAAUGAGGUUAAGCUCGACCGACAGGAACAAGCACAACAUGUACAUAGGUGUAGGAGUCGGAGGUGCAGUCCUCUUGAUACUGGUAUUGCUGGGACUACUGUACUGUAGGCAUCUACGUACGCCUGCCCCUGAACAGACUCUGCCCGUCAAGGGUAAAACAUCGGAAGCCUUUGACAAUGGAAUCUACUCCGAAGGUGUGUCCCCACCACCUUACGACAACAUCGCUUUCAAGGGAGAUAAGAGCGGGCCUCCCCCGUACAAACCUGUAACUCCUCCUCCUGUUUACCGGGCCAGCAGCACGACAUCUGACUACGCGAGUAUCGCUGUGCCAUCUGUCACCAGUGGGGUUGAUAAUCAGAUGUACAUGGAUGAAAGUCUGUACCAUUCAAUCCAAGCACUCUCACCUCUCUCCGACAAAGGCAGUUUGGGAGAAAAAAGCCCCCCUCCAUCCUACAGAGGAGUUCCCGCCAGUCCCAACAGCCACUAUGCAGAGUUAGACGUAAAGUCUGUCGACAACCAAGCUUUCUACGAUCAGCCCAACCAGGAGAAGUCGUCUUAGAGUUUUAUUUUCUUUUUCAGUUUGCAAGCAACUGGUCAAUUGAUAACCGGACACAUUUAAUCAGUGAUUUCCAUGUAUUUGAUUGACAUGUACAUUGCAACAUUUUGCUUGCCUCAUAUACCUAAUCAGUAAAUCUUGUUGAGGUUGCUUAGAAGUUGUAAAGUAGGUUAGUAUUAUACAGAGAUUUAAAAAAAACAAAAUUGUAACAGAACGUUUGAUUUUCAAAAUGCACGUUCAUGCGUUACAUACGUGAUUACACGACAGAACAUUAGUUGUUAAAUGGUUUUUGUGGUAUUAAGUAAGCCCAUUGUAUUGAAAGGAGUAACGUCCGUAUGCUGUAAAUGACUAACAUGAUCUAUUGGAAGGUAAUAUUGGUCAUAAUUGACCACUCUCUAAUGUCUUAUAUGUUCUGAAGAAGCACUCGCCAUACAUCGACACUCCAUACUUCAGACAUGCCGUACCCUAACAAUAGCCUUACUUAACACUCUCCGUAUCUCAAUACCCACCAUUAAGGAGUUGUACGUAAGAGGGACCGACCAUAUGUCUGCGAAACAUUGAUGACGUCCAUCUCUACACGACUACAAACAUGUGUUGUAACGUGUCCUUGACAACAUUUUAACAAUUAACAAAUGUAUCUAAUUAGCAAUGCUUUUUUGAACUAGCUUAAUAUAUUUUAUUUUAUUUAUAUACGUUCAAUACUAUCUAGUUGCCAUGUUCAUUUGCAUGUGUUGUGUACCUUUAGGGUAUAUGCGUUAUUAUAUUACCUUCGAGAUGUUUUGUUCAUGGUACACAUGCAUUAGCAUAAUAUAAACGUUUUGCGUUAUAAAGGAUUCAUGUUAUAGAACUUUUACCAAAUUUUUGCAGAAGAAAUGUUUUGAUUUUAAAACCAGAGUUGAAUUUGUGGAAUUUGUUUUAUUGAAAGAUAUUGAUUAGAGGUCUAUCGAAGAAAUAUUAUUAUUUUUGUCAUUGUCUAAAGUGAUGUUUAUUACGUAUCUUAAUAAAAUGUCAAGUUGUAAAUACAAUAAAAUACAUGUUUGUAACUUUAACAAUGGGACAUCCAUGCUUAACUCGUGUAGUGUGAGGUCGUUUUUCUGAGCCAUGAGAUGGUAUACCGCCAAUGUGAUAAACGCUCCGUCUUCAUUUUCGUAUUAAAAAAAUGAAUUCCCAAUAAAUCAAUGAUUAGAUAUGAACAUACAUUUUGUAUUUAUUAUCUCAAACAUCAAUUAAAGAUAAAUAAUCGUUAAUCUCUGAUAAUUAUGCUAUGUCAAAUAUUGAAAAAAUGUUCAUAUAUUACCUGUAAUCAAAACAUGAUUGAUUUGAAGUGAAAACAAAUUCAAGAAGAUACAGUUCAUAAUAUACGAACAGAACACUAUUAAAAAUCACAAUAUUA